Papaver somniferum (opium poppy) is the source of this 1389-nucleotide messenger RNA. RefSeq lists its product as uncharacterized. NCBI's taxonomy places the organism in Eukaryota, Viridiplantae, Streptophyta, Magnoliopsida, Ranunculales, Papaveraceae. The record is from RefSeq and is a predicted model, not a curated record. The transcript is spliced from 4 exons. The coding region runs from base 1 to 1389 and encodes 462 amino acids.
AUGGUUGAAUCUCCUCCUGUCUCUCCCUCUCAUCCACCUCUGGAUGCUCAAUCCAAUGGAAACUCUAGACUUGUUUUAGAUCCUUACAUUAUUCACCCCAGUGAUAACCCUGCCACUGUUUUGUUUUCUCCUCUUCUUCAAGGAGAUAACUAUGGUUCAUGGGUCCGAGGUAUUACCAAAGCAUUGAAUGCUAAAGGCAAAUUAGGCUUUGUUGAUGGAUCGUUACCUCCACCUGCUGAUGAUCUGACUCACCGAUGUUGGAAACGCUGUGAUGACUUGGUAGGCAGCUGGUUACUUAAUUCUGUGCAUCCAGACAUUCGAGCCAGUUGCCUAUAUGCUGCAUCCUCCCAUGCAAUCUGGAAAGACUUACAAGUAAGGUUCUGUAUCUCCAAUGCACCAAUUCUUUUUCGUCUUAAAUCUGCUAUUGCUAGCAUUCGUCAGGAAUCAAUGCCAGUCUCCCUUUAUUACACAAAAAUAAAAACUCUCUGGGAUCAGUAUGACUCCUUGGUAGCCAGCACAGAAGCUUGCAUAUGUGGUGCUGGAAAAUCUAUGCUUGAACGAUUGGAACGGGAUCGUGCAAUGGAGUUUCUCCAAGGCCUCCAUGACAGAUUCUCCAAUCUUCGCAGUCAGAUUCUGACAAUGGAACCAUUUCCUACUGCCUUGAGAAUUUUUAAUCUUGUCCAACAAGAGGAAGAACAACAAAAUAUCACUUCCAUUCCUAUGCCUACUGUCGACUCUGCUGCACUCAACACCAACCGCCAUUUUCCUUCUUCUUCUCGUUUAUCUACUAGUCAGCACAAGCGUCAGAGGCCCCAUUGUGAUUAUUGCAACAAACAUGGUCAUGUUAGAGACAAAUGUUAUAAGCUGCAUGGUUUUCCUGCACCAGUUCCUAAUCCUACAGUUGCUGCUGCAGCAGCCAUGCCAUCUGACUCGGCUACCAAUAACCCAGUUCUUCCAUCCUUAUCUGCUGAUCAAUAUGCUAGGCUCCUAGCACUCAUUAAUCCUCCAACGGACCCUUCUCAGCUGGAACAUCGUGCCAAUUUUGCAGAUAGUGGCGCUACACACCAUAUUUGCAAUUCUUUACAGUUUUUUACUUCAUAUAUGCCUGUCACUUCCUUAAUUCAAAUGCAAUUACCAGAUGGUUCCUUCUCUGUGGUUAAGCACAUUGGUGAGGACCGAGUCACCCAGAGAGUGAUUGGUCAGGCUAGCCUCAUCUCUGGAUUAUAUCAUCUUCAAAUUCCUCAACAGCAGCAAUCAUCGCCUACUGCCUUAUGUAAUGAUGAUGAUGAUCAAGGAAAUCCACCUACUAGAGGUGGUAAUGAUGAUGAUCAAAGUAUCCCACCUGCUGGAGGAGGUAAUGAUGGUGGUGAUAACAAUGAUGAUGUGUGA